AUGGCGAUGCAAAUUUUCCAGAGAGAGGAGCACUGCAAAAGAAUCUCCAAGUGGAAAGCUCGCAAUGCUAAGAUUUCUCUGGAAGCCUAUCGCAACUUGAUUGAUUCUCGCAAUUUCUCCGAUCUCUCUAUCAACUAUCUCAAUCAGAUCAUCAGCAUGCACGGUUACAAGAAAAUCCACAAGGCUCCUAAGAAGGUCAUAACAGAGGCCGUGAGCAGCAUCUCCUUUGCAAAUCCAAGCCGUUCCACUCUCAGAGACGAAAUCUCGCCGUCGGUAUCGGCGACAGUCGAGGCCGUCGUCUCUGAUCUGAACGCUCUCAACUGGCAAGAGUGCUCCGUCACCUCCGUCCAAAGCCUGAACUCAACGAUCCACCUGGCGACUAAGGAAAAUUCCAAUGGCGAUAAAUUGAAAGGUCCACCGUCGAAGUGGGCGGCAAAGAGAAAGAAACGCGAUUGA
Messenger RNA from Morus notabilis, 456 nucleotides. RefSeq lists its product as uncharacterized. Bases 1 to 456 code for a protein of 151 amino acids. Lineage: Eukaryota; Viridiplantae; Streptophyta; Magnoliopsida; Rosales; Moraceae. The transcript has 3 exons. The record is from RefSeq and is a predicted model, not a curated record.